This is a messenger RNA of Petromyzon marinus (sea lamprey), 1575 nucleotides long. RefSeq names its product coiled-coil domain containing 43 (gene CCDC43). NCBI's taxonomy places the organism in Eukaryota, Metazoa, Chordata, Hyperoartia, Petromyzontiformes, Petromyzontidae. The record is from RefSeq and is a predicted model, not a curated record.
CGAAUUCACGCAAAACUGCGGCACGCAGUUUUUCUUCUCUAAAACACCACCAUGCGUAAAUAUUCUCCAGUGUAGCGCCACAAAAGUGAGCAAAAGUCGCCCUCAAUUUAUUACGCGAAUAUACUCUGCACUAAAAAAAAAUGUUAAACCCCGCCAAAUGUUGUGAGGAGGGGGGGGGAAAUAAAUUUUUGUUGUUUUUUGUUGUCUUGGGGAAUGUUGUGACGGCUCUGGCGCCCGCUCCGCGAGGCUGUGUCGAUGAGGAGUUGACGGUGUGUGUGUGUACGUGUGUGAGGGAGAGAUGGCGAGUUAAAGCGAGCCGCCGCUUGUGCUCAACACCGCCGCCCCUGACCUGUGACCACCUCGCGUCAGCGAGCACGACGCCGCCUCCUCCAUCUUGCGGCUCUCCUCACCACAGCAGCAGCAGCACCCGCCGCCGGCAGCGAGCGCUCUCCCCUUCCGCUCUCCCCUCUCCGCUCUCCCCUCUCACAGAAAUCCGAUCCACCUGCGCGCUCUCCAUCACGAGUCCCACAGGCAGCCCCUGCCAAGUAGCUCGAUCCCGCCACGCACGAGGCGGUGUCGUGUCCCAGCCUCGCCACAUCGAGAGGACGGCGGCGGCGGCACCACCACCACCAUCACCCCAACGUCGUCUUCCAGCUAGCCGCAGCCCUCACGCGCCGUAGAGGACUUGGGGCAGCAAGAGUUGAGAAGGAACCCCCCCGGGACACUUCGUUGUUACCGAGGAGCUCGCCCACUCGACUUGAUGGCGGAGUCUGACUUCGCGCCGUGGCUGAGCAGGCGGCUGGAGGCGAUGCAGGUGGAGGCCGAGGUGUACGGGUCGUACCUCGCGGGCAUCCUGGGCGAGGAGGACGACUCGGACGAGGAGAAGGAGGAAGCCAUGCGGGCCGUGCUGUCCGCAGUCGUGGCGGAGGAAGACUCGCUGGACUCGAUUUGCAGGGAGAUCCUGAGAAAGUGGAGGGAGAUGGACCACCUUUCCAAAGAGAGACGGCGACUCCUCAAUGGCUCGCGGGACGAGGUGCAGGUCCUGGCCAGCAUGAUCGAGCAGCAGGCCCAGCUGGUGGUGCAGCCCCGUGAGGUGACGCGCGAGGAGCGCCAGCGCAAGGAAGCACUGCUCGCGCAGUAUGCCACCGUGGAGGAGGCCGAGGAUGAAGAGAGCGAGGAGACGGAAGGAGCCACGGCAGCCAAGCCCGCGGGAGUGACGGACAAGAGCAAAUCUCUGUUCCGCAACACGAACGCCGAGACGGUGGCGGAGAAGCAGCGUCUCCAGCGCGAGCAGGCACGCGAGGACUCGCAGCGCAAGAAGGAGCAGGACAAGACGCAGCGGGAGAAGGACAAAGUGCAGAAGCAGGAGAAGAAAGACGAGAAGCGCAAGAAGGCCCAGAAGGUCGAGCGACGGCGAUGAUGAGAGAGCGGGGUGGCAGGGGGGGGGGAGGUGGCGACCGGACCAGGCGGCGUGGGGGUCGGUGACGAUCUCGGCCGCGCCGGCGCCGGCGCCGUGCCCGCGUUCCUCGUGUGGCUUUCUUUUUCGGCGAUCGGCAAUAAACGGACUUAAUUAUU